Messenger RNA from Kluyveromyces lactis, 1500 nucleotides. RefSeq lists its product as uncharacterized. Gene Ontology annotation, cellular component: i-AAA complex. Lineage: Eukaryota; Fungi; Ascomycota; Saccharomycetes; Saccharomycetales; Saccharomycetaceae. Gene Ontology annotation, molecular function: misfolded protein binding. The record is from RefSeq and is a predicted model, not a curated record. The transcript has a single exon. Bases 1 to 1500 code for a protein of 499 amino acids. Gene Ontology annotation, biological process: protein quality control for misfolded or incompletely synthesized proteins.
AUGCUACGUCGAAUUACCCUCAGGAACGCUGCCCGUUCAAUUGAAAGAGGUUCACUUUUGAGAAGUUCUUUAAGAUUGAAUCCUAAUUCAGUACCGGUGUGGGGAAACAAUGCCGGUUUUAUCGGUAACACCUUUCAACGUAACUACUAUAUUCCUCCUUCACAAGAUGCUAGGAAUAAGAGGUAUAACUGGAUCUUUGGUCUUGGUCUUAUAGGUUCACUUUCUUUUGGUCUUUGGUGGUUUUAUUAUCCACAUCACAACUAUCCUAGAUCUGUGUCCAAGUUAUUAAGGAAAGCCUUGUGGGAAGAGAGUGAUAAGAAAGACUUCAACUACCAAGGGGCACUUAAGUAUUACAUCGAGGCGUUGGACCAAUGUGACAAGAUAGAAAUGGAUCCAUUGAGUGAUGAAUAUACCGGUAUUCAAUUGAAAAUUGCUGAAAUGUAUGAGCAUUUGAACUUUGAGAAAGAGGCUAAUUCUAUUUACUGGGAGUUGGUUCACAGGUAUUACCAAGCGUUGAACACUCCUGGUAAGGUUUUAGAAGAUUCAAGGCCUCAUGUGGUACAGAAAGAUUUAAGGGUUUUGAUUAAGGCUUUGGAACAAAAUGACGAUUUGAUGUACGGGAAGAAGGUGCUUUUAGCUCAUCUUUUGUUGGCACAAGAGGAAAUAUUGAGCAGAUCUCCAGAGUUGAAGAAAUACUUCGAUAGUAGAAAGCAAGACGUCAUCAAAUCUAAUGAAAAGAACGGUCAUGAUAUCGUUGUCAUUAAGCAGAAAUUCGAUCCUGAUGACUUUUUGAAAGCGAUCAAGGUGGAUGAAAACGGUUGCAUGAUCUUAGACAUACGUAAGGAUAGCAGUGCAUGGGAACCCUUGAAGGAGGAAUUUUUCACGGCAAGAGAUUUGUACACGGCGUAUUGUUUGUCUACCAAGGAUAUUUUGUCGGCUUUAGGGUGUAAGAUGACCACUGUUCAAUGGAUGGUUCUUGCAGAUAUGGCACCAGGUCAGAUUCUAUUAUCCCAAGCUAACUUGGGCUCAUUAUUGUAUUUACAAACCGAGCAAGUGGAAGGACAACUUUUUGCUUUGAACCAAGUACCAGAGGACUCUAGAGACGAUAAGUUCGUCGAGACUGUGGAGCAACUAAAAAAACAACGUGAAGUUUGUUUGGAUUUGGCAAGCAGAUCGUACCAAAGUGUCGUCACAUUUGGUAAGAAGAAUAAGAAGCUAAGAUUCCAAGUCAAUGAUCUAUUAGAUCCCUCUGCAUCACAAGCUAUUGCUCUUUCUACAUACGGUAUGGGUGUCAUAAGUCUCCAUCGUGGAGAUUUCUCUAAAGCAGAAAGAUUACUAAAUGAAAGUUUAUCGCUAGCUAAAGAGACAGAUUUCCAAGAACUAGUUAAUCCAUCUCAAGUUGAACUAGAGAAAGUGGCUAAGGCAAGAGCAAAUCCUAAGAUCCUGGAACCAUUCCCAGUUAUAGCUGAAAAGGAUCCUGUAAAACCUACAACGGCCUAG